UCGUGUUCUACUCUUGCUGAUGAGGUGUACGAUGAAGAGUACCUGGGAAGAGAUGCUCAUCAGGGAUACAGAAGGCAGCGGUCCAGAGAACUAACAGGAACAACAGCUUGAAGCUCCAGAAGCUAGUGGGGUAGAGAGAAAACUAGAUGUAGGAGAAAAGGCAAAGGGGAAAAAGGAAAAAGUAUGGCAGCUGGGAAGAGGAGAGGUGGAACAAGUCUCGAGUCCCAUUGUAGUCCAAGUUCUAAUUCAGAUGCCGAAAAGUCUCAUGAGCAACACUGUGCACUUUAUGGAAGGUUUACAUAUAACCAUUGUUACUUUCAAUUUAGAGCCCAGGGGUUUAUAAACUUAUUUUCUGUCUUUUUACAGUGGUCUUUCUUCAUCCUGGAGUUUCCUUUAGCCAGCUUGUGUCUACUUACUUCCUGUCCCAUCCCCAUCCAAAAAUCAUACACAAACCUGUUAUGCAGCUGUGCCCGUGGGCUGGUUGGGGAGUGGAGGCGGACUAGCAGCACUGCCUGCAGCAGGUGGAAAGUGGCAGUUCCUGCGCAUACUCGAUACACAGCCCCAGAGCCACUGAGCACUGGACAGUCCAAGUUGCUAAACAGGUGGGCACACAGCACUGAGGGCAUCUGGAUCUGCAGGGAGUUUGGUUGUGACAAAAGGUAGGACAAGUCACAAUGCAUGGACAGGUUCCAGCUUCUCACUGGUAGGGUGACACUUGCUCCCUGUUCCAAAUCUAGAUGUUAUGGUUUCUUUGCCUCACUUUGCACCUCCUGCCCAACUUACCCCAUGUGCUUUGCCCCAGACCCUUUCUACCACUGUUCUAGACAGCAGAAGGCAGCAGAUAGCCGAGGCCCCCAAAUGGAGAAGGAUGUAGAGCAGGCGGCUACAAGAAGACUCUGUGAGAGAGGGCCGCCUAGAGUGGCAGCAGCUGGUCCAGGAAACAGGACCACAGCAGGACACCUGGGAAUAGAGCAGAUGUAGGAAGCAAAGGUGGAGCUUUGCAAGGGAUGGUGUAUACUGUGUGGGGUCAAAGGUCAAAUUACAAACCCCUCCUUCCCAUCGUCAGGUAGUGAGUUGCUUCGGACUGCCUUUACUAAACACUACUAUGAUUUUUCAUCGCAAGAACUUCAGUAUAGGCAUGAACCACCUACAUUUACCUAACGUUUGCGCUGUGGCUGGGAAUGUGGGAUGAGAGGUUUACCAGUUAUCAGGCAAAGAGCCAGGUAUCUCUCACCAAACCAGCGAUCUAAGGGCAUCUUCAAGUCUGUCUCCUCAAAUGCCCUCUCACCUGAUAAAAGGGGUUUUUCGCUUUGACAUCGCCGACUCCAUCAUGCUGCUGUGCAAGGCCCAGGGUGGUGCUCUGGCCGGUGACGGUUUUUGCACCUAUCAUUUGUGAUCCAGAAGUUAGGCGUAGAUCCAUUACUGGGAAAACGGAUGAAGAACAGCAGCCUCUCAAGAUUUUCACCCAUUGGGCGGUCGCUGUGCUGGGCUAAUAAUCACUCAGUCUUAAGGCAGUAGAAUGGGCAUAUCAGAAAAUGAAUACAGAUCAUUAGAAAUUGGUAAAUGCAAAUACCCUUGUGAAGAUGCCUUCACCGGGCUUCGUAUUCGGGAUCAUUCAGACUGUUUCCUGAGAUUAGGAGCAGUUGGCCUAUCUGGUCUGGGGAUUAGGUUUUUUAAAUUGGUUUAGGAUUAGCUGUGGGCCGCCUUGGUUGGUCAGAACUCUGUGUGUGUGUGUGUGUGUGUGUGUGUGUGUAGGGAUUGUUCUUAGGUGAAGAAAUAAGGCUGUGCAUUUGGGUGGUGUGGGUAGUGAAUAGAUUAGUAGGAGACUGCAGAAAAUACAAUUACGCGUGAGUGUGUUUAAGGAUUAUUCUUAGAUGAAGAAGUAAGGUUGUGCAUUUGGAUGGUGUGGGUAGUGAACAGAUUAGUCGACGGAGACUGCAGAAAACACAAGCCGGAGAGGUCAAAAGCAAACGACCCUCUUAGCCAAAGCUUCUCAAGACAGGCACAAAGGUGUGGUUCAGAGCCAGCCCCGCCCCAUAUCUGGGCGGAAGCUGAGGUUUGCCGGAAGUUGUGUAGCGGCAGCCUAUGCGGCGGCGCGGUGAGAUCGAAAUGGCGACCGAGGGAGAUGUGGAGCUGGAGUUAGAGACCGAGACCAGCGGCCCGGAGCGGCCUCCCGAGAAGCCACGGAAACAUGAUAGUGGUGCUGCUGACUUGGAGCGGGUCACUGACUAUGCGGAGGAGAAGGAGAUCCAAAGUUCGAAUCUGGAGACGGCUAUGUCCGUCAUUGGAGACAGACGGUCCAGGGAACAAAAGGCAAAACAGGAGCGGGAGAAGGAACUGGCGAAGGUCACGAUCAAGAAGGAAGAUCUGGAGUUGAUAAUGACAGAGAUGGAGAUCUCUCGAGCAGCAGCAGAAAGGAGCUUGCGGGAACACAUGGGCAACGUUGUGGAGGCUCUUAUUGCCCUAACCAACUGAUAAUGUGCAUUUUCAGAUAUUCUGGACUGAUUACUGAAAUAAAGUGUUUUGUUGUUCUGUU
Molecule: messenger RNA, 2536 nt
Organism: Chionomys nivalis (European snow vole)
Lineage: Eukaryota; Metazoa; Chordata; Mammalia; Rodentia; Cricetidae
Gene: Hypk
Product: huntingtin interacting protein K
Exons: 3
Coding region: 2086-2475 (129 amino acids)
Biological process (GO): negative regulation of apoptotic process; protein stabilization
Source: RefSeq, a predicted model, not a curated record